UGUGUGUAUUGAUGAUGAGUAACGGACAACCUAAGGUUAGGAACGGGAACUUCAGUAAUGAGGUCAAGGACAAUGGAAAACCAUUUUGUGCUUAAAAGGAUAAUCUAAAGUUCAUGGAUGAAAACUGAUCUGAUCAACCUGUAACCGGGAAGAAAGUACAUGAUACAUUCAAGGUUAAGGUAUAGGAGGAUCAACAAGAGGACAAGUGGGGUCAAGCAACUGACUUAAAAGUCAAUAAACGGCCAAACAACAGGAAUAUGAGCCAAGAACAUACAGGAACUGACUGAUUCACUCUCAAGAUGAUGAUGAUAAAGCUGAUACCCUGAAUGGGCAAGCCAAGGAGCAAGAAGUAUAGUGGGCAAGAAGAGGGAGAAAAGGGGAAAUCUGUUUUGAUUUCGAUUCAAAAUGAGGUUAAAAAAACUAGCCUGGAGUCAUCUUGAUCGGAGAAAAAUUAGGAAACAUUGACAAAACCUGUAUACAAGAGUAGUGACUAUCAUCAUUGGUUUCCAGUUUAAAGUAACAAGUCGUCAGAAGAUUUAACAAAAACAAAAUCUAUUUAACAAUAGUUACAAGAUAUUUUCAACACUCAACUAAAUUUCAAUUUUGUGUUGUCCUUUACUUAUCCAUGAUAGUGUCUUUAUCAGUGAAUAAUGACGGUUGUUCCAGUGCAUUUAAGUUAUCCAGAGGAAACUUUAAAAAGCGUUCGCUCAAAGCUGGUAGAAAAGUUGUCCAAUAAAAGAUCGGAAAUUGAUUCAGCUCUAUUGGAUCGUUUAAUGAAUGAUGAUUUGCUUCUACGACGGUACAUUAAAAGGAGGAAUGGUGAUCCUGAGACGAGUGUUACCUUUAUAAGUUCUGUUCUUGAAUGGAGGAAACGUAUGGGUUUACCGGACUUAACGGAAACAUCAUUUCCAAGUGAAUUUUAUGAAGUCGGAGGAAUCUACAAUUAUGGUACAGACACACAGGGUAAUCCAGUGGUACACAUUCGUAUCCGAUUGUUUCAAAAGAUUGAGGGUAUCUUGGAUAUACUGAAGAAAUUUUCAAUCUAUCAGAUGUAUCGAGCUGAUGAAUUAGCUGCUUCCAAGGGACCUGAGUAUGGUUGGGUUUUAGUAUUUGAUUGUACCGAUGCUUCCAUUGCCAAUGCUGAUAUUGAUAUGGCUAAUUUUGUCAGUUCAACUUUACGUAAUUAUUUUCCCUCUGGUCAAAAAUAUACUCUUGUCCAUCGACUUCCUUGGUUAUUAUCAGCAGUUAAAACGUUGGUCUAUACUAUGUUACCUGGUUAUGUGAAGAAAAAGAUUCGCUUUUGUGAUGAAAAGAGUUUAAAUGAACACAUUGAUAAAGAAAAUUUACCUGAUUAUCUCGGGGGGUCUGGUAAAACAAACGAUUACAGAGUUUUCCCAGAUGGCUUAUCAACUACCCGAGAUUUGACUACUAAAGGAAUAUUAACGAUGUCCGAAGAUCAAUUGGUUAAAACAAAUCAAUAUUAUGAUAAAUUGAGACAAUUUCUUUACCCAGUCACCGAGGAAUCAACUAAAUAAUUGUUGUUUUCAUAUUAAAUCAGAAAUUUAUUGUGAAAAUGUUUACCAUUCAAUUAAAGUUAGAACAGUUUUGUACCUUAAA
Tetranychus urticae (two-spotted spider mite) is the source of this 1617-nucleotide messenger RNA. RefSeq names its product motile sperm domain-containing protein 2-like. Gene Ontology annotation, cellular component: endoplasmic reticulum-endosome membrane contact site; endomembrane system. The record is from RefSeq and is a predicted model, not a curated record. NCBI's taxonomy places the organism in Eukaryota, Metazoa, Arthropoda, Arachnida, Trombidiformes, Tetranychidae.